Mytilus californianus (California mussel) is the source of this 1032-nucleotide messenger RNA. RefSeq lists its product as uncharacterized. The record is from RefSeq and is a predicted model, not a curated record. Lineage: Eukaryota; Metazoa; Mollusca; Bivalvia; Mytilida; Mytilidae. The transcript has 9 exons. The coding region runs from base 277 to 1032 and encodes 251 amino acids.
AAAAGAAAAAGAGGUUUUACAACCAGAUAUUUACUUUAAAGCAACGGAUACAAUUAUACAAAAAACGUCUGACAGUGGCAAUGUUGUUUUAAAACCAAAACAAUUAAUUCUCCAAAAUUGUAAUUUUCAUGUUUAGUUUAGGGGUGUUUAUCAAUUUUAAAACAAUUUACAGUGAAAUACGAACGAUGAUAACAUUUUCAUUUUUCCAAAUCUUAGGUUAUUCAUAUCUGAAAGACACAAUAGGGGAAUCAGACGCAAUCCAUCUUUCAGUUUGGAAUGGAGUAUUGUUACCAGGAAACACAGAAAACAAUUAGAUUCCUCAUUAUGCGGAGUUUUUACGUUGAAGUUGCAGAAAAUGUUCUUACAGAUAAUGACUUUAUGUUUGACUCAUCAAAAAGGGCUAUAAGAGCAUCAAGACACAUCAUUGGACAAGUUCUUGUUGAUAGCAGUGUUAAAGGAUUAUCACAACAACAGCAACCCAAGGCUAUGCCCCCAAGACCUAAACUCAGGAAACCGAAAUUAAAGGAAAAGGGCAUUGAAACAGCUUCAUCAUCAUGCACACAGGACAUCCAUUGGCUAUUUAUAUCGGUGUCAGCAAAGACAUGUUUACAGUGUCAAAGUCUGACUAGUGCCAUGUGUGAUGAUUUUGACACAAUGCCAAUGACUAUCACCAGAGGAUUCUCUUCAUGGUUUGAUGUCCACGUCAAACACAAACUGAAAGAGGUCAUAGAAAUGACUGAACUUCAAGGAAGUGCUAGCUAUUACAGUGCACAUUGGAGGCAUAUACGGUGGAUUACCGGUACUUCAUUAGCAAAGCAUAUGGAAAUGAGGGAAGACACAGCUGGGAUAUGCGAAAGACAGAACAUAUUUGGAAAUACUGCAGGCAAAGAGGUGUAUGCCUUGGUACUCGCCGAGUUUUCGGAAUGGAAAAUUAAAUCAAUACAGCGAUUGGGAUUUACACAUAGACACUAUUUGACAGUCAAAGACAGUAUCAAUAAUUCCAAGCUACAGGCAACACCAGACAAAAUGUAA